This is a messenger RNA of Fragaria vesca subsp. vesca, 1818 nucleotides long. Its product is annotated as probable indole-3-acetic acid-amido synthetase GH3.5-like. The record is from RefSeq and is a predicted model, not a curated record. Gene Ontology annotation, molecular function: acid-amino acid ligase activity. The transcript is spliced from 4 exons. Gene Ontology annotation, cellular component: cytoplasm. Bases 43 to 1818 code for a protein of 591 amino acids. NCBI's taxonomy places the organism in Eukaryota, Viridiplantae, Streptophyta, Magnoliopsida, Rosales, Rosaceae.
AACAACUUCAUAUCUGUAGUACUUCUCAGAUAGUCUUCUCUAAUGGAGCCGGUGUGCAAUAACCAGAGCAGUGGCCAUGACAUCAUCCGGUGGUUUGAAGAUGUAUCGGAGAAUGCAGAGUUGGUUCAAACGCAGACACUGAGGCGAAUACUUGAGCUGAAUGGGGGAGUGGAGUAUCUCAAAAAAUGGUUGGGGGACGUCGAAAUCCAUGAUGUGGAUGCAUGUACAUUGGAGUCACUUUACACCUCUUUGGUACCGCUUGUUUCACAUGCUGAUUUAGAGCCUUACAUUCAGAGAACUGCAAAUGGGGACUCAGCUCCUCUACUCACCCAACAGCCUAUGACUACUCUCUCGUUGAGUUCCGGAACAACAGAAGGAAGACAGAAGUAUGUACCGUUUACCAGUCAUAGCGCACAGACUACUCUUCAAAUUUUCAGGCUGGCCGCAGCUUACAGAUUAAGGGUUUAUCCAACAAGGGAAGGAGGAAAGAUCCUGGAAUUCAUAUACAGCAGCAAACAGUUCAAAACAAGGGGAGGACUAACCGCUGGAACAGCUACAACUCACUACUAUGCAAGUCAAGAAUUCAAAAUCAAACAGGAAACGACCAAGUCAUUCACUUGCAGCCCAGAAGAAGUCAUUUCAAGUGGAGACAAUAAACAAGCUACGUAUUGUCAUCUCCUUCUUGGCCUCUUCUUCUCUGAUCAAGUAGAGUUCAUAACCUCUACUUUCGCCUACAGCAUAGUGCAGUCCUUUAUCACGUUCGAAGAGCUCUGGAGAGACUUAUGCAUUGACAUUAGAGAUGGCACUCUGAGUAAAAGAAUCAACAUACCGAGAGUGCGAAAAGCAGUGUUGGACAUCAUUUCCCCAAAACCAAAAUUGGCUUCAAAAAUCGAAGCUGCGUGCAAGGAACUGGAAGACUUGGAUUGGUCUGGUCUGGUCCCUAAGCUUUGGCCAAAUGCUAAGUAUGUGUAUUCCAUAAUGACAGGGUCAAUGCAACCAUACUUGAAGAAACUGCGGCGCUACGCAGCUGGUGUGCCAUUGGUUAGUGCUGAUUAUGGAUCAACUGAGAGCUGGAUUGGGGUGAAUGUGGAUCCUUGUUUGCCACCAGAGGAUGUCACUUUUGCAGUGGUGCCAACUUUUUCGUACUUCGAAUUCAUACCUCUUCAUAGACACAAGCAUGAUUGCAAUUUAGCCACUGAUGACUUCAUAGAGGAUAAACCAGUUCCACUAUCCCAAGUCAAGGUUGGACAGCAGUACGAGAUCGUCCUCACCACCUUCACCGGACUCUAUAGGUAUAGGCUAGGGGAUGUGGUAGAAGUGGCUGGAUUUCACAGGGGGACUCCAAAACUGAACUUCAUAUGCAGGAGAAAGCUUAUACUGACAGUAAACAUAGACAAAAACACUGAAAAAGACCUUCAGAUGGUGGUCGAGAGAGGGUCUCAGUUGCUGAGCAAAUCCAGAGCUGAACUAAUCGAUUUUACAAGUCAUGCAGAUGUGGUGAACCAACCAGGCCACUACAUAAUUUACUGGGAGAUUAAAGGUGAUGUCGAAGAUAGGGUUCUUCGUGAAUGCUGCAGAGAAAUGGAUGCUUCAUUUGUUGAUCAUGGGUAUGUAGUCUCAAGGAGAAGCAAUUCAAUUGGGCCUCUAGAGCUGAGGAUUGUGGAGAAAGGAACUUUCAAGAAGAUUUUAGAGUAUUUCAUAGGAAAUGGAUCAGCAUUGAGCCAAUUUAAGACCCCUAGGUGCACCAGCAAUAAGGUGCUCUUGAGUAUUCUCAAUCUGUGCACCAUUAAAAGGGUUUACAGUACAGCAUAUGCUUAG